UCUGUUCUGUCAUUGUGGAGUUACUCUGGAGCUGGACAAAAGUUUUCUUUUAGUUAUAUUUUCCAAACACUGUCUAGAAUUGCCACACAUCAUAUAAACAUAUAAGGUGCCAACCAAGCUUUAACCUAGAGGAGGCUUUUCCUUUCAGGCUUUCAGUCAACUCACAAUUGUGCUGCAAAAUGCAUGCUGUCCCCUAAAUAUGCAGGCAGAAUUGUGUCUCUGCCUAUUUGGUGUUAUAGUCCUCUACAGUCACCUCUAGAGAGGCUAGGCCAGAUUUCUACAUACUUCACAGGGCAGCGAUUAACCAUUUUACCUCUUUAAAUGACUCUUGUAUCUUUAGACCAGAAGCUGAUUUCAGAGACCAUGGGGCCCAGAAACCCAGAGAUGGAGCCAUUGACAUUUAAAGAUGUGGCCAUAGAAUUCUCUCUGGAGGAGUGGCAAUGCCUGGAUACUGCACAGCGGGAUUUAUAUAGGAAUGUGUUGUUAGAGAACUACAGAAACCUGGUCUUUUUGGGUAUUGCUGUCUCUAAGCCAUAUCUGAUCACCUGUCUGGAGCAAAAAAAAGAGCCCUGGAAUAUAAAAAGACAUGAGAUGGUAGCCAGACCCCCAGUAAUGUCUUUUCAUUUUGCCCAAGACCUUUGGCCAGAGCAGAACAUAAAAGAUUCUUUCCAAAAAGUGACACUGAGAAGAUAUGGAAGAUGUGAAUAUGAGAAUUUACAGUUAAGAAAAGGCUAUAAACAUGUGGAUGAGUGUAUGGGGCACAAAGGAGGUCAUAAUACAGUUAAACAAUGUUUGACAGCUACCCCAAGCAAAAUAUUCCAAUGUAAUAAAUAUAUGAAAGUCUUUGAUAAAUUUUCAAAUUCAAGUAGAUAUAAGAGAAGACAUACAGGAAACAAACACUUCAAAUGUAAAGAAUGUGGCAAAUUAUUUUGCAUUCUUUCACAACUAACUCAGCAUAGAAGAAUUCAUACUAGAGUGAAUUCCUACAAAUGUGAAGAAUGUGGAAAAGCCUUUAACUGGUUCUCAACUCUUACUAAACAUAAGAGAAUUCAUACUGGAGAAAAACCCUACAUAUAUGAAGAAUGUGCCAAAGCCUUUAACCAGUCCUCACAACUUACUAGGCAUAAGAUAAUUCAUACUGAAGAGAAACCCAGCAAAUAUGAAGAAUGUGGCAAGGCCUUUAAACAGGCCUCACACCUUACUAUACAUAAAAUAAAUAAUACUGGAGAAAAAGCUUACAAAUGUGAAGAAUGUGACAAAGUCUUUAGCCAGUCCUCACACCUUACCACACAAAAGAUACUUCACACUGGCGAGAACCUCUAUAAAUGUGAAGAAUGUGGAAAAGCUUUUAACCUAUUCUCAAAUGUUACUAACCAUAAGAGAAUUCAUGCUGGGGAGAAACCCUUCAAAUGUAAAGAAUGUGGCAGAGGGUUUAACAUAUCCUCAAACCUUAAUAAACAGGAGAAAAUUCAUACUGGAGAGAAACCCGACAAAUGUGAAGAAUGUGGCAACCAGUCCUUAAAACUUACUGCAGAUAAGAAAAUUCUAAUGGAAGGGAAACCCUACAAAUGUGAAGAAUGUGGGAAAGUCUUUAACCAGUUCUCAACUCUUACUAGACAUAAGAUAAUUCAUACUGGAGAGAAACCCUACAAAUGUAAAGAAUGUGGCAAAGCUUUUAACCAAUCUUCAAACCUUACUGAACAUAAGAAAAUUCAUACUGCAGAGAAAUCUUAUAAAUGUGAAGAAUGUGGCAAAGCUUUUAACCAACACUCAAACCUAAUUAACCAUAGGAAAAUUUAUACUGGAGAGAAACCACACAAAUGUGAAGAAUGUGGAAAAGCUUUUAAUCGAUCCUCAACCCUUACUAGACAUAAGAAAAUUCAUACUGGAGAGAAACCCUACAAAUGUGAAGAAUGUGGCAGAGCUUUUAGCCAGUCUUCAAACCUUACUGAACAUAAGAAAAUUCAUACAGGAGAGAAACCCUACAAAUGUGAAGAAUGUGGCAAAGCUUUUAACCGAUUCUCAACCCUUACUAAACAUAAGAGAAUUCAUACUGGAGAAAAACCCUAUAAAUGUGAAGAAUGUGGAAAAGCCUUUAAUCAGUCCUAUCAACUUACUAGACAUAAGGUAAUUCAUACUAAAGAGAAACUCAACAAAUGUGAAGAAUUUGGUAAGCCCUUUAAACAGUCCUCACACCUUACUAUCCAUAAAAUUAUUCAUACUGGAGAGAAACCCUACAGAUGUGAAGAACAUGGCAAAGUUUUUAACCAGUCCUCACACCUUACUGCACAAAAGAUAAUUCAUACUGGAGAGAACCUCUACAAAUUUGAAGAACAUGGAAAAGCUUUUAACCUAUUCUCAAACAUUACUAACCAUAAGAUAAUUUAUACUGGAGAGAAACCCCACAAAUGUGAAGAAUGUGGAAAAGCUUAUAACCGAUUCUCAAACCUAACUAUACAUAAGAGAAUUCAUACGGGAGAGAAACCUUACCAAUGUGCAGAAUGUGGCAAAGCCUUUAACUGCUCCUCAACCCUUAAUAGACAUAAGAUAAUUCAUACUGGAGAGAAACCUUACAAAUGUAAAGAAUGUGGCAAAGCUUUUAACCUAUCCUCAACCCUUACUGCACAUAAGAAAAUUCAUACUGGAGAGAAACCCUAUAAAUGUGAAGAAUGUGGCAAAGCUUUUAACCAAUCCUCAAACCUUACUACACAUAAGAAAAUUCAUACUUCAGAGAAACCCUACAAAUGUGAAGAAUGUGGCAAAUCCUUUAACCAGUUCUCAUCUCUUAAUAUACAUAAGAUAAUUCAUACUGGAGAGAAACCCUACAAAUGUGGAGAUUAUGGCAAAGCUUUCAACCUAUCCUCAAAUCUUACUACACAUAAGAAAAUUCUUACUGGAGAGAAGCCCUACAAAUGUGAAGAAUGUGGCAAAACUUAAUUGAUCCUAAAAACUUACUACACACAAGAAAAUUCAUACUGGAGAAAAUCUCCACAAAUGUGAAGAAUGUAUUAAAGCCUUUAACAAGUCUUCAACCUUUUCUACACACAGAAGAUAUUUUAUACUGGUGAGAAAUCCUACAAAUGUAAAGAAUGUGGAAAAGCUUUUAACUAAUCUUCAAACCUUACUGAACGUGAGAAAAUUCGUACUAGAGAGAAUCCUGCAAAUGUGUAAAAUGUGGCAAAGCCUUUAACUGGUCCUCACUUUUACUAAACAUAAGGUAAUUCAUACUGGAGAGAAGCCAUACAAAUGAGAAGAAUGUGACAAUGCCUUUAAUCAGUCCUCACACCUUUCUACACUUAAGAAAAUUUAUACUGGAGAGGCACUCUAUAAUUGGGAAGAAUGUGGCAAAGCUUUUAACCAAUCCUCAUACCUUACCGUACAGAAAUUCAUACUGGAGAGAAAGUCUACAAUUGUGAAGAAUGUUGCAAAGCUUUUAACCUUCCUUAACCCUUACUGCAGAUAAGAAAAUUCAUACUAGGAAGAAACCCUACAAAUGUGAAGUCUGUGGCAAAGCUUUUAACUGAUUCUCAACUCUUAACUACAUGUAAGAGUAUUUAUACUGGAGAGAAAUCCUACAAAUGUAAAAAAUGUGGCAAUGCCUUAACUGGUCCUCACACCUUGCUACACAUAAGACAAUUUAUACUUUGAGAGAAACCCUGCAAAUGUGAAUAAUGUGGCAACACUUUAAACCAAUCCUCAAACCUCACUAAACAUAAUACUGAAAACUUUACAAACCUGAAUGAUGUGACAAUAAUUUUGACAACACCUCAAACUUCCUAACAUAAAUCAUACUGGUGAAAAAUCCUAGAAAUGUGAAAAAUGUCACAAAGCCUUUAAAUGGUUGUCACACUUGAUUGUAGGUAAGAUAAUCCAUAGUGAAGAAAACUCCCAGAAGUGUGAAGAAUGUGGUGACACUUUUAAUAAAUGCUCACCCCUUAUUGCACAGGAAAUCAUUUAUGCUUCUGAAAGAUUGUACAAAUACAAGGAAUGUGGAAAAGCCAUAAUUAUCUGCUCACAUUUUACUCAACAUUAGAGAGUACUUAAUAAAAACAUUACAAAUGCAAUUUUUGUCAAGAGAUCUUUCAGAAAAUAUAAGCCUUUAAAGUGAAGAAGAGGAGCCAGGUAUGCUGGCUCACAUCUGUAAUGCCAGCACUUUGGGAGGCCAAGGUGGGUGGAUCACGAGGGCAGGAGUUUGAGACCAGCCUGGCCAACAUAGCAAAACCCCAUCUCCAUUAAAAAUUUUACAAAAAUUAGCUGCAUAUGGUGGCACGCCCCUGUAAUCCCAGCUACUUGGGAGGCUGAAGCAGAAUUGCUCAAACCUGGGAGGCAAAGGUUGCAGUGAGCUGAAGUCACACCACUACACUCCAGCCAAGGCAACAAGAGCAAAAACUUCGUCUCAAAAACAAAACAAAAGUAUUCAUUAGUAUUCAUUUUGAAGACAAACGUUACAAAUACGAGAGGGUUUUAGUACCUUUACUUGUAUCACAGAUAUUGUUGUACCCAUUUUGUACUAGAGGAAAACCCUGAAGCAGUUGCUCAAACUUUGUUCACCAGAAAAUUUAUAUUGGAGAAAAACACUGUAAAUGUAAUGCAUUUGGAAAAACGUUUUUAAAAAACUACAGGUUAGAAAAUACCAGAGGCCUCAUACUAAAAUAUAUUUUUGCAAGUGCAGUAAAUAUAAAAAUAAUCCAAAAUUAAGUCUAUGUAAAUAUCAGAGAAUUCACAGUAGAAAUAUCUAAGGUAGUGACACUUCAGACAUUGCACUAAAUCAGAAUGCUGAGUAUAGAAAAUAAUUUAAAGCUAAAGUUGGUAAAUAAUUUGUAUAUAACUUUAAAAGUAGAAUUUUUUUGUAGAUGUAUUAUUACAUUCAAAUUAUAUUUUUUCUUGAAAAAUUAGUUUUUGAAAAGCAAAUGAUGUAAUUCAACUCUCAAAUUACUUCAUGCUCUUCAUUCCUAUUCACACAUGAAAGCAUGUGAUUAAUUUUUCAUGCAUCAAAGAUAUGAGAAAUCAUUUCUGUUAGGUGGGUAUUAUUUACGACACUUUCUAUGAAAGAAUAAGGACAUUAAAAUGUAAGAUGCGUGAUGAAAACCUGAGUGAAGAAGCUUUUUGUGUUUAACUUAUAAUACUGAGUGAUCCAUGAAGUAGGUGUUCAGAGCAAUAUUCUUCUGCAUUAUGGUAAAACAUUUUUAAUGUUAAAGUUAAUUAGUAGUACAUCAUUUUACUAACCACUUUUAUGUGAUAAAAUUGUGUGUGAAAAAUUUUUGGAUUAUGCAUGAACUUAGUUUUUUAAUUAAACUUCUUUUUUUUUUAACAUGUUAAAACUAUUGUGCAUUCAAUGAAGUGUUUUCAUGCCACUGACUUUACCUGUCCUGCAUUACUCAAGGGUUUAGGUAAAAGAGGGUAGCAAUAUACUACUUGAUAACAUAAUGGGCUAACAUCUCUAGUAAUUAUUUUUGCUAAUGGCUUUAAAUUACUAAUAAAGAAUAUUGUUCCCAUAGUUUAUAUUUUUAUUGUUUUUAAAAUUUAAACUUAUUUUUUUUGAUUUUUGUGGAUACAUAGUGUAUGUAUAUCUUUAUGCCAUGUAUGGCAUAUUUUGAUACAGGCAUAUAAUUUUAUGUAUUAAUCACUUCAGGGCAAAAGACGAUCAACUCCAGCAUUUCUCCUUUGUAUUACAAACCAAUUCUACACUUUCAGAUACUUUAGAAUGUACAAUUGUUACUGACUACAGAGUCAUUUUAUGGUUGUAAUAAAAUUACAUACAAGUAUAAAUAAAUCAUGAGGAAAUUCUGAGUUCUGAAUAAACAUUUAAAAAUGUUA
Messenger RNA from Chlorocebus sabaeus (green monkey), 5817 nucleotides. NCBI's taxonomy places the organism in Eukaryota, Metazoa, Chordata, Mammalia, Primates, Cercopithecidae. The record is from RefSeq and is a predicted model, not a curated record.